Messenger RNA from Candida tropicalis MYA-3404, 2631 nucleotides. RefSeq names its product mitofusin (gene FZO1). The record is from RefSeq and is a predicted model, not a curated record. Gene Ontology annotation, cellular component: mitochondrial outer membrane. Gene Ontology annotation, molecular function: GTPase activity; GTP binding. The transcript has a single exon. Lineage: Eukaryota; Fungi; Ascomycota; Pichiomycetes; Serinales; Debaryomycetaceae. Gene Ontology annotation, biological process: mitochondrial fusion. The coding region runs from base 1 to 2631 and encodes 876 amino acids.
AUGAGUGACUUUUCAAAUUUAGAUAAGACAAAAAAGCUUGCAAAUAGUAAUAAUCCUGAAGCAGGUAUUGAAGAUGAUUAUGAUAAAGCAACUUUAAUUGAUGAUGAUGAUGCAAACUUACCUGAUCUUAAUCCAUCCCAUAUGAUAUAUAUACCUGGAGAAAGUACAUUAACUCAUGAUGGGUCAACUCUAAUAGAUGGAGAAGAGGGUUCUAGCUCAAAAAAUGGUGGUUUAUCACAUAGCCACAGAAACCAUUUGAAUGCAUCUUUGCAACAGUUAAAAUAUAAUGAGAACAAGAUAUCAUUAGAUAGGUCUAUCAACCAAACUAUCGACUUAAUUUAUGAGGUUACAAAUGAAAAUAAAGAGAGACCUAUUUUCUAUCCAACUGAGAUUGAAGACGAUGCAAACAUCAUGUUGAAUUCCGCGAAAGCUCAUUUGGCUUUGGUUCGUCAGAACAGUUCUGUGAAGACGUUAGAUAAAGCAAAAAUCGCCAAAGAGGAUGAAGAAGUUGUUAAGGAUUUGCCAGAGUUUAAAAUUUUAAAGAUUAAUCUCAAGUUUGGCCAUAAUGAUAAUAAUAAUUCUAUUUCAAGUUUAGAUAAAAAAUCAAUUGCAAAGUUAUUGGAGAAAAAGUUACAGCAGCAAGUUAAAUAUUUGUUGAAAUUGAAGGAUAGAAUCGAUGACACUACUUCAAAGGUUUUUGUUACCGGGGAUUUGAAUGCCGGUAAAUCCACCUUUUGUAAUGCUUUAUUGAGAAGAAAAAUCUUACCUGAAGAUCAACAACCCUGUACAUCUGUAUUUUGUGAGGUUAUUGAUGCUUCAAAAGAAAACAACAGUAUUGAAGAAGUACAUGCUGUACCAAUAGGAAAGGAGUACAACAUCCGUGAUGAAACUACAUACGAAGUGUACCCAUUGAAAACCUUGGAAGAAUUAGUCUACGAUUGUGAUCGAUUUAGCUUAUUGAAGGUAUAUGUGUUAGAUCAUCGUAGUUUCCAAGAAAGUUUAUUACAUAAUGGUGUGAUUGACAUUAAAUUGAUUGAUGCACCAGGUUUAAACAUGGAUCUGUACCAAACAACUCAGGUGUUUUCUAGACAAGAAGAAAUUGAUUUGGUUGUAUUUGUUGUGAGUGCUGAGAACCAUUUCACUUUAUCUGCCAAAGAGUUUAUUGCUGCUGCUGCCAACGAAAAGCGUUACGUUUUCAUUGUGGUUAAUAAGUUUGAUCAUAUUAAAGAUAAGGAGAAAUGUAAACGUAGAAUUUUGGACCAAAUUAAAAGUUUGUCUCCAGAGACAUAUAAAGAUGCGCAGGAAUUUGUUCAUUUCGUCAGUUCUUCUGAUGUAAUGGACGGUGAUGAUGGCGGGGAUGGUGAUGAUGAUGAUGACAAUCCGGAUGAUAAUAACAAUAACGAUCACCCUGAUUUUGAUCAACUUGACGCUUCUUUAAGGAAGUUUAUUUUAGAAAAGAGGUCUAUUUCCAAGCUAUUACCAGCAAAGGAUUACUUGCUCAACAUGUUACAUGAUCUACUGACAUUAUCAAAAGUCAACGAAAGGAUCUACGAUGACGAAAAAAAAGCUAAAUUAGAAGAAUUGAACAGUCAAGUAGCUCCAAAGUAUAACGAUAUGGUAUCCAAGUCCUCGCGUAUUAACGAUUCUAUCAAUGCUUUAAUUGAAACUACUUGUACUCAAGCCUACAAUGAAGCAAGUAAAGAAAUUAUAACUACCGUCAAUAACCUUGGUGAUAAGCCUAUUGUCAAGUAUGGUGGACUUCAGUACUUGUUCGAGUAUGCUAAAGAAACUCAAUUGGCAAUGAUUGAUACCAUAUUAGAGUCUGUUGCAAGAAGUGAAGAAGUAGCCAAGAAAUUAACAUCUGAAAGAGUGGAAGAGAUCAUCAAGUACGGUAAGGAAACACUUGGGGAAGAGUUUUUGAAUGAUAAAGUUUUCAAUUCGGAUUUGAUGUUCUCAAGAAAGAAGGAUACCAUUGGUAAAUCAAUUGAUGAUACUAUUGAAAUACAGGAUUUCUUUGAUCCCUCAAUUGAAUCGUUUUUGGUGUUUGUUGGAUUGCCAGAAAAAAUGGUCAAUUCUGCCAAAUAUCAAAUAUCAUACUUCAAUCCAUUGGGAGUUUUAACUUCAAUACCUAAGAAUGCUAUCACUGUAAAAGAUCAAUUGCCAACCCAAAUAACUUUGCAUACCCUUUAUUCCUCUGGAAAAAUCUUAACUACAGGUGCAUUGGUUCAUAAAAUGUACCAAUUUUCACAAUACAUAACCCCAUCAAUGGUUAAGAAAAUUGCCCUCCCUAUAGUUAUCGGGGUUUCUGGUAUUACUAUUUACUACCUCAUUAGUGAUAUUCCAAAUGCAUUACCAAGAAAACAAGCAAGGAAGAUUAAGAAACAAAUUGGUCGAUUGGACUAUGCCCAUCAAAAUUCUACAAGAAUUGCUCGCGAAUGUCGACAAGUCUUGAAUUAUCCAUCUAGACAAGUUAUGAAUAAUUUCCAAACCAGUAUUGAUAAAAGAAAUAAUGAAAAGGCAAAAUUAGAAAAGAUUAUUAAAGAUGCUGAAAUAAGUUCUGGUUUCUUCAAACAUUUAUUUACAAAGAUUCAUGUUCAACAAGAAUCCUUGGAGAAAGUUGAAUUAUUUUAA